CAAACAGGGAGAAGGUAUUGGUCCUCAUCCAGAUUGGAUAGAUCAUGGCUGGUGAUGGCGAUUGUGGUGAAGAGUGACCUGGGCCGAGCAGAGCCUGGCCCUGGUCCCCUUGCUCCGGGAGGUGUGAAGAGGCAGGCAGGGAACCCAGUUGAGGCAGGCCUAGCCCAGGGCCACUACGCCUCACCUGAAUUUGUAUUUUAAAAUAAUCAGUUCAUGAUGAACAAUAUUAUUUCAGACUGAAUGAGAAGACGUGAAAUGUGUUUAUAUUUUUAUGCAAUAAUUGUAAACAUACAUGCAAUUGAUGUGUUCACACAGCCUGGUUACCAAUGACUGUCGGGCUGAUACCAUUAACAUUAUCACGUAAGUUUUAGUUUUGCACAUGAUUUUUACUACAUUCCAACUCUGGUAAUUUAAAUAUUGAUUUGACUGCCAUACGCCCAAUAUUACUCUCACUUGCCAGAGCUUGUGGGAGAGUGCAGCCAUCUACACUGUUGACUUAGGCACUUAAGUGGACACGAGGUAACUCUGAUUCACUCUGCCAUGUUCGUUAACACGAAGGGUUGCACUCUUCUGCACGAUUUCACAAUGGAUAUUUAUUUUCGUGACAUGAUGCAACAGCACAAUCGAGAUAACAUGGGGAGAAAACUGCCAUGUGUUUUUUUAAAGGAGUAUAGAAUGAGUUGAGAGUGAUUGUAAAGACGUCUUUGUGAAAGAGGCGUAAUUUGUGGUGACAUAUGACAUCACGACUAUGCUGGCCUUUGUCACCUGGAAUGUCUCCGUUGUGUCUCCAGGGCGCUAUGGCUCUGGCCCACAAUAAACCUGGCCAUGCAUAAAGGGGAGCCUUUGUACGUUUUCAAACACCAGCCUGAUUUUGAAGAAUCGCAGUUGUCACGGUCACUGUGUGGAUGGUGAGCACGUGUUCAUUACCAACUUGAUGAGCCUGGGACUAAUCCGGACUGAGAAAGAAGCCAGGUCAUAGCAACCGAGCCAGAGCUCAAUCGCGUCCAGUCUACUUGUGAUGCUUACCAUUGCACAUGCUGAAGUUACCAUAUGUAUAUAAUUUUCGGUCAAAUUUGAGUACCAAAUAUAACCAUAUCUGUUAUUGGUUGAGUUGAUGUUGCUUGGCCAACACUUGUCUUAUUUGAACCAACAAUAGUGACAUGCGUUUAAACGUUGCUAAUUGAGCCGACAAUAGCCAAUCGUACGUACAGAAUAUGAACGCUGAGAGAAUGGAACACACGCAGUUGCAUCGCGACAGCAGAUAUCGCCUCUGCCUGGGCAAUGGCAGCAGCGGUCACGACAUCGCCGCACCGCGCGCGCCUGCUGACCGACAGGGUGGUGCCCUCGGCUCUCCGUGGCGACGGAGCGAGGUGGUUGAUGGUGGUGGUGAGUGCAGAGAGGAGACUCGAGGUGGAGGAAGUCACGGGCCCACCAUGGCCAGCUCGCUGGGUGAGCCAGGCGGGGGCGCACUCCCACCAACAGUCAUCGUCGCCUUUGUGGCUGCUGGUUGUCGGGGGAGCGGUGGCGCAGUGAUUAGCGCGCUGCGUCACGAAGCCGGCAAUCCGAGUUCAAUUCCUGCUCACCACCAAUAAGUGGCGAAUGCUUGACCCGGUCUUGGGCUUCCUCGUCCCAGGCUUAAAAUGAGUAUCUGGUACGAUGUGUAAUUAUCGUGUGCCGUUCCGGCCAUCAUAGGUGCUCGCUUACAGCACUUGCCCAAACGGUCUGUUAAGGCUGUACGGGGGAUCUUUGGUGAGUGGUUAUUGUUGCUACCUUUUCCAGUUUAACGCAAUAAAAUCACCACAUCUCGGUACAAAUCAAUUCCUGCCACGCUGACACAGAUCUCAAUUCCCGGACCGUCCGGGCAAACCCCGAACAGGUGGCAAGCUCAGGGGAGGCGCUGGUGUUUGUGGUGCUGGUUGCCACUGGUACAUGGAUGGACCUCCGCACGCCUUGCAGACCGUGGGGAUUAUGACCAUACUUCACCACGCUGGGCGGAGAGGAGGAGAGAACCCCUUGGCCGCGUGCCGAGUCUCGUCCCUCUGUGGCCAUUGCAGCUUCUUCCGCCACUGCGCCCGGCAGCCUCCUCCAUCCAGCGUCUCCGAGGAGGUGACCUGAACUUGUCAAUGGCGUCCUGAAUUCGACGAACCGCACGGGUGCACGCGGUCCGGCUGGGGUGUCGAUCGCGUGAACAUUUGCGAAAAAGAGUCGAUGCGGAGGAGCGCACGCCGAGGGUAGGAGGCAACCGGAGAUCCCGUCGGCUCCCGCGCCAGCUGCCAAAGAGCGCGGCAGCGAUGGCCGCAAAGGACAAGGGCAGGGGCCGCCCGGGCAGGGAGAACGACCUCUCGCUGCCCUGCUUCUACUUCGUGGAGGUGCCGAUCAUCGCCGCAGCCGUAGUGUCGCUCUACUUCCUGGAGCUGACCAACGUGUUCGUGCCGGCGCACGUCGGCUUCCAGUGCCACGAGCGCGGCCUCAGCCUGCCCUACGUGGAGCCGGCGCGGGAGACGGUGCCGCUGCUCAUGCUCUUCAGCCUCGCCUUCGCCGUGCCCUCAGCCACCAUCAUGAUUGGAGAGGGGAUUGUCUUCUGCUGCCUGUGCAGGCGGCAAGGUUCGUCGGCCGACGCCAGUGGAGCCGUCAUCGGCUGCAACUUCAGCUCAUACCUGCGCCGUGCCGUCCGCUUCGUGGGAGUGCACGUGUUCGGGCUGUGCGCGGCGCUGCUCGUGGCCGACAUCCUGCAGCUGUCCACGGGGUUCCACGCGCCGUACUUCCUCACGGUGUGCAAGCCCAACUACACGCUGCUCAACACGAGCUGCGACGAGAGCCCCUACGUCAUGCAGGACAUCUGCACGGGCCAGGACGCCAACGCCAUCAGCGCCGGCAGGAAGACGUUCCCAUCGGAGCACGCGACCAUCGCUGCCUUUGCCGCCAUCUACAUUUCUAUCUACUUCAACUCGGUGGUGAGCAACUCCAGCAAGCUGCUCAAGCCGCUGCUCAUGUUCGCAUUCGAGCUGAGCGCCGGCGUGUGCGGCCUCACGCGCGUCGUGCAGCACAAGAGUCACCCCGGCGACGUCUACGCCGGCUUCCUGCUGGGCACCGCCAUCGCCUGGUACCUGGGAUAUCAUGCGGUGGAUAACUUUGAAAUGAAGGAGAGGAAACUACAUUACCAGACGCGGCUGAAGGAAGCACAAAACCGCAACGUCUCGUCAAAGCUAGGCCGCAAGAUGAGCCUGCAUCGCCAGGAUUCGGGCAUGAAUGGCUUGGGCAGUGACUCUGAGGCCGCCCGUCGCCAGCCGGACGUCACGCUGAGCCGCAGCCACAGCGAGAACGCCUCCGUGCGGGCGCUCAACCACCGCGCGAGCGGCAGCAGCGAGGACAUGGAGAUCCUGCCCACGCGCCACCCCAUGGGCAAGGAGAGCAUGGUGACCUUCAGCAACACGCUGCCCAGGGCCAGCGCCCAGCCGCCCGCGGCGGCCGGCGUCGAGGACGUCGCGCGGCGUCACGUCGUGGUGCACGCCGCCACUGACCCCGGCCGGGCCAAGCAGAAGGUCGACCCCUGGAGGCCGAAGGCGGAGGGUUCCAAAGUGCCGACGAGGCAGCAGCGGCAGGAGGACUGCGCGGCGGAGGCGCAGAGGGCGUUCGACGUGCGGACUUCCUCUGAGCACCCGUGCCUGACAAUGGGGGUUGCGGACGUGGCACCCAAGACCGGCGUGUACCUCAACGUGCAGGCCAGCGGUGGGGGUCCCGCGGCGGCGGCCGCUUUGGCCCAGCAGCAGCAGCAGCAGCAGCUGGUGCACAUCCCUGAAGAGACGCCGGUAAGCCCCCACACCUCCCCCAAGGGCAGCUCGGCCCGGGCCAAGUGGCUGAUGAUGGCAGAGAAGGGCGGCGCAAAGCGCGGCACGCAAAGCGGCCAACCUCGUCUCAUCCAGGUCAUCAACAUGUCCAAGCAGCAGGGCCUCCUACAGGCCAAGGCCAAGCAGGCAGCGGACCCCGCUCCUGUGGGCUGCGCGGGGGGGCCAGUGCGCUACAAGAAUCUGCCCGAGCAACUUCCAGUCGGAGCGGCGGCGGCGCCUUUGGCGUCCACGUCUGCCGGUGGUGAUGGGGGGGACCGGGCCCGGUCGCUCGUUCACGUUUCUGCGAAUGACGGCGUCACAAGCUCCUGGAAAUGGAAGCCUUCCCCGCAGGACCCUGAAUCGUACGAGCUGAAUGAUCUUGGUCGUCACAUGGAGCCCGGCGACGAGGAACGAAUGCCCACUCCGCAUUCCCACAGCAACUCGGAUCUGGACGAGGUGCCCUACUGCAGCCCUUCCGGUGUGAACGCGGGACCUAUGCUGGGAACCAAGGUGGCCCUCGGCGAGCUGAGUGAACUGGCGCCGCCGGAGCCUCUGUCCCUUCCCUCCAGCCGUGACUCUACUCUGCGCAGGAAGCCUUCGACCAUCCUCGUGCCAGAGCGAUCCAACAACCUGGAGAACACACGGAAUGUAUUCUACAAAGGAACGUCUUCUUCCAGGGGCUACAAAGACUGAUCUACAUUUGGAGCCCGCAGUGGUUAUCAGGAGCAGCGUAAGUCGAAUAGAAGGCGUGUGCCAGUCAUCACACCAACCCUAACAUUGCUUGUGACGAAACUCCAUUCCAUAACAUCAACGUGUGGUUGAAAAAUAACAUUUAACCGCCCUUAGACAUGAAUGCAGUGUUGAUGGUCAGAGAUGCAGAGUGGAUCCUGAGAAAUGUAGAAGGCCGGACCAACUCGAGUAGUCUCUUGAGACGAGAGAGGAGGCAUUCACCAGGAACUCGUGAGCACGUGGAACAUGUUUUAGGAUCUAAGGUGUGUUGAUAAUCCUAGUACAGGCCUUCCAUUAGUCACAUUUGUGAAACCAUUUUUAACUUCAACUCACUCUCCCUACUAACUAUAAAAUAUAAUCAUUCUCAGAUGUGGUGAUGGCUUUACAGCUGCACUGUGGAUGGUCCCGUGAGAUUUGUACAGCACAACUCUAAUGAGAAGCACAGGUUCGGGCACUCAUGAGGCUGAACGGGAUAUUUUUUAACCUUGCCAUUUAUAUGUUUUAUAUAUACAGUUAACUUGUUUCACUAUAAAGCACACUCCGUGGGGGUUGUUAAGGAAUGGUCUACGCGAGUGUUCCGCUUCGCUUACCUGCUCCGAGGUGCGGAAGCGCUGGUGAAGUAAAAAAGAACCAUGAGCAGCAAGGUGCGGGGAAGCCUUCAUCCAACAGGGGAUUGACAGUCUGGAUAUGAUUUGUUAUUUGUGAAGAUAAUUGUUGAAUCUGAAGGUAAUGUGAGAAGAGAAUGCUGUGCGAUUGUUCAACUGGGAGAAAUCCUCACCGUCCCACUUGCCUCCCGAUGGCCGCGUCGUAGGGACACCGGGCACGCUUCGUGUUGUGUGGUCACCGACCGCUGUGAGCACGGCUGUCCGUCGGUAAACGUACAGCCAAACUCACAUCCCGCCGAGGAAUGAAAUCGACAAAAAGUGACGAGAUGAGUUUUCUGGGGAUGGCCACGAACUUGUUGGCUGUUGCGUGUUGGGGCCGCGGUCUCCCAGCUGGUCAUCACGCUCCACCGUCCCCGAAAUCACACGUGGCGUUAGAACUGGGUCAGCACGUUGUGGUUAAACGGACUCAGUAACAUCCGCACAUUGCGGUUAAAAGAGGCUCUCAUUUUAACCGACCAUUGUUUUGUUAAUGUAGUCCGCUUGUAAAUGAUCGUGCAGUCGCACGAUCAAAAUCGAAUGUGGAAGCAGAAUUUAAACACUUUCUUCUGACCUCUACAACAUGUGCGAAAAACACAGGGCCCUCUAAAGCACCGCGUACUGUGUAAAUGGCCACACACUGAGCUGGUUGUGUAGCCAUUGGGGGCCAGUUACUGUGACCUCGCGGGGGAAAUGCAUAACACCUUUUGCAAUCAUCGACAUAAAGUAUCCACAAACUCCCCUUCUUAAAACAGUUCAAGUUAGUUUCCGUUUGUAGAACUUGCUGUCGAGUCAUGGCACCAGUGUGACAAUGUCAAUGGAUGUGGAGCCAAUCACCGAUUCUUGUACAAUAGCCAAUAGCAUUGUCCACUUGUACAUGGCACCUACAGCCAUAUCAGCUCUGAAUACGAAGCAUCAGGGAUCUGUGUGCAGUAUAUGGGAGCGCACUCUACAUGUUAGAGUCGUCACAGAAGAAACAACGAGUUACUCUCUUAAAGAAACUCGGAGUAGCCCCAUGGCUCUCUCUCUCUCUGCUGUUUCAUGCUUUGCAGUUUUGUAGAUUGCUAACUAAAGUGAAACUCGAUUACUCACGAGGCCAUUCACACCCGGGGCCUCGUAGCGCUCCACAUACACAGCUCAACCCUUAACCACCCUGAACAGGUAUAGCGGAAUAAAACUUAAAAACAUACUCCACCUACGCAGAGGAUAUACAGGUGAAAACAAAUCUGUUUUAAGAUGGGACCGAAAGAAUGAAGCCACUGAGAGUCUCGAAUUGUUCUGGGAACGAGGUCCCCACAGCUGAAUUGCCACCUAAGCCUCGAGUGUUCUCAUCGAACUUGUUGAGGUCAUUUUCGUGAUGGUUUUGUCCGGCAGCCUCUCUGGCUUCCUCGAGUCUAUCUUCAAGAGGCUUCACUCCUUGUCAAUUCAACACUGUUCACCAGUUAUCAUUUCAAAUAUUCUCAGGCCCCCAGAGUAUAACGCGUAAUCUCCAUCGAUCAGACAGUCACACUCUCCCCGCCCUCUCCCACUGAAGAAGGGGCAUUGUCUGAAAUGUCAGGCUGCGAUAGCACAGUGUUAACGAUGAUUUUUGCGAGUGUUUUUUGUGCGUGUGCGGCACAGCCAACGCGGUCUGUGGACCUGUUUGGUGGACGCGUGUUUGUCUCGAACACGGCGGCUACUUGUGGGAUAUUGCAAAUAGCAGCAGAUUAUCAACAAAAUAUGUCACUCGAAGCCACUUAAAUAUGUAGUGCAUGGCCCAGAAAUUAUUAUGAAAUCGACUUCACAGAUUGAAAGUUACCAUUUGGCACCGUGAUAUAACACUGCCUCGCAGUAUACCAUAUGCAGUAUUGGUACUUUGGUUUUCAACCAAGUGGAAUGUGCGAUAUUUGUAAUAUGGCAUGUAUAAGACUUACUGCUUAGUUUAAACUCCACAUAACCAUUUCAAAAGACAAGUCUGUUGGCAAUGUAAGAUGAGAUGGACAGUUAUGGCAGCCAGCUCGGUCUGACAACGCCAGACCCAAUCGGCCGUAACCCUGCCCCACUGCUCUUACAUCCACAAUGCAUCACCACCAACCCAAUAUGUAUCAUUCUUCGAGAUGCAAUUUAGCCAAAUUAAGUGUAGAAGCAACUUUAAUGUGAGCCUUUUGUUUCUGCAGUGAUUGGUGACUAGGGACAUUAAUGCAUGACAUUUGACGUCCCAGUUUAAUCAGAGGCGGCUGCCCAGAUUUCAACUUAAAAUCUCAGCUCCAUCGCUUCUGCAAAUCUUCUCUCACCCACAGGACGCCCAGCCGUGUACGGGCAGGCGCUCCGCCGACCGUUAACUCUUAGACUACACAAACAGUGGUGACUGAGAGGAUAAUGCAACAAUCAUUGUAAUAGCAGCAGGUGAGUGGGUCUGGGCAGGGCCCAUUGUGGGUGAGACUGGUGAUGAAGGGACGGUGGGUGAGACUGGUGAUGAAGGGAUGGUGGGUGAGACUGGUGGUGAAGGAAUGAUGGGUGAGACUGGUGAUGAAGGGACGGUGGGUGAGACUGGUUGUGAAGGGAUGGUGGGUGAGACUGGUGAUGAAGGGAUGGUGGGUGAGACUGGUGAUGAAGGGAUGGUGGGUGCGACUGAUGAUGAAGGAAUGGUGGGUGAGACUGGUGAUGAAGGGACGGUGGGUGAGACUGGUUGUGAAGGGAUGGUGGGUGAGACUGGUGGUGAAGGAAUGGUGGGUGAGACUGGUUGUGAAGGGAUGGUGGGUGAGACGGGUGGUGAAGGAAUGGUGGGUGAGACUGGUGGUGAAGGGAUGGUGGGUGAGACUGGUGAUGAAGGAAUGGUGGGUGAGACUGGUGAUAAAGGGAUGGUGGGUG
Petromyzon marinus (sea lamprey) is the source of this 8047-nucleotide messenger RNA. RefSeq names its product phospholipid phosphatase related 4 (gene PLPPR4). Gene Ontology annotation, biological process: signal transduction; phospholipid metabolic process; phospholipid dephosphorylation. The record is from RefSeq and is a predicted model, not a curated record. Gene Ontology annotation, molecular function: phosphatidate phosphatase activity. Lineage: Eukaryota; Metazoa; Chordata; Hyperoartia; Petromyzontiformes; Petromyzontidae. Gene Ontology annotation, cellular component: plasma membrane.